This is a messenger RNA of Blumeria graminis f. sp. triticale, 174 nucleotides long. The record is from the annotation of a GenBank genome assembly. Lineage: Eukaryota; Fungi; Ascomycota; Leotiomycetes; Helotiales; Erysiphaceae.
AUGAACAGGCCAGUUCGAUCAAGAUUAACAUCGGAUAAGCAGAGUAAGAACUUCGAAAGAAAUAUGACAGGACAAACAGACAUCGGAAAGUUGAUCAAAAGUUUGUCAAAUAUAACAUCCUCAGAUAUUUACGCUAGUAACUUAUCACGACUAUCAAAGCAAAUAAAUUUCUAA